Platichthys flesus (European flounder) is the source of this 1576-nucleotide messenger RNA. RefSeq names its product thyroxine 5-deiodinase-like. NCBI's taxonomy places the organism in Eukaryota, Metazoa, Chordata, Actinopteri, Pleuronectiformes, Pleuronectidae. Gene Ontology annotation, molecular function: thyroxine 5'-deiodinase activity. The record is from RefSeq and is a predicted model, not a curated record. The transcript has a single exon.
UUGCUGUACCUAUAAAAAGAGCGCCUGUGUGCGUCAGAUAGUUUCUCCAAUGGGGAAAGGUGACUAAACACUAGUUGGUCUCUUUCGCCGGCUCAGUCGCAUCCCAUCGUCUUGGUAGGAGGGGGGUGGGGAGUGAAAGACAGUGAUGCACGACUCCGGCGGUGUCCAAAUGGCGAGGGCGCUGAAGCAUGCGGCGCUGUGCCUGAUGCUGCUGCCCCGGUUCCUCCUGGCCGCCGUCAUGCUGUGGCUCCUGGAUUUCUUGUGCAUCAGGAAAAAACUGCUGCUGAAGAUGGGGCAGCGGCAGGACGGCCCGGACGACCCGCCGGUGUGCGUCUCCGACUCCAACAAGAUGUUCACCUUGGAGUCCCUCAGGGCCGUGUGGUACGGCCAGAGGCUGGACUUUUUCAAAUCCGCGCACCUCGGACGCGCGGCGCCCAACACCGAGGUGGUGCUGGCGCAGGGGGGGCGGCCGGUCCGGAUCCUGGACUGCAUGAAAGGGAAGAGACCGCUCAUCCUGAACUUUGGCAGCUGCUCCUGACCGCCGUUCAUGACGCGCCUGGCCGCGUUUCAGCGCGUCGUGAGCCAGUACGCGGACAUUGCGGACUUUUCAGUGGUGUACAUCGAGGAGGCGCAUCCGUCGGACGGCUGGGUGAGCUCGGACGCGCCGUUCCAGAUCCCCAAGCACCGCUGCCUGGAGGACCGGCUCCGAGCCGCGCAGCUGCUGCUCAGCGAGGUGCCCGGCAGCAGCGUGGUGGUGGACAACAUGGACAACUCGUCCAACGCCGCGUACGGAGCCUACUUUGAGAGACUUUACAUCGUGCGGGACGAGCGGGUGGUGUACCAGGGGGGCCGGGGUCCGGAAGGAUACCAAAUAUCGGGGCUCAGGGACUGGCUGCAGCAGUACAGGAGUGACCUGGUGAAUUCCCAGACGCCGUUGCUCCAUGUGUAGCUGAGGAUGCUGAAGCGCCCGCUGCUCUGCCCGUUCGGCCCCAGUGUCCAGCCCACCAGUGCAAACUAUCAGAUGCUGCUAUCAAGUGUUCACACUGCAGGACACGUUGUGUCGGUUUAUUUCUCACGCGUAAAGACAUAAAGACAGAAACCGGACUCAUCGCCUGAAGUCAGGUUGAAGCCUCUCCCCAGGCUGUAGGCUGAUCUAUUGAUACAUUGAUAAAUUGACUCAUUGUACUUGUCUCGAACCUAAUUGAUUAAUUGCUCAUAGCGGGUUUAUUUUCUGUUUUGUUUUGUAUGCAAAAGUCUUGGAUCAGUUGAAACUGGAUUCAAUAAGCAAUCACUCUAUUUUUCUACAGUGUGUGUGUGUGUGCUUGUGUUUGUUCGUGCGUGUGUAUGUGUGUGUGCGCUCUCUUGUUAAUAUCUUGCUCCUCUCCCGGUGUUUCUAUGAAGGUCGGUUUUUAAAAGGCGCAGCCAGAGAACCGACACUGAUCUUUUCCCUGACACCGGGAGCGGGUCCAUAUUAACGGGGAAGUUCCUCCUCCAUGAGCCAGCCCAUGUGUGAAACACGUUGACCACAAUGUGUAACUGAAAUUUUUGUUUCGAAUAAAUGUCCAGAUCACUCAUC